This is a messenger RNA of Phytophthora infestans T30-4, 462 nucleotides long. RefSeq lists its product as uncharacterized. NCBI's taxonomy places the organism in Eukaryota, Oomycota, Peronosporomycetes, Peronosporales, Peronosporaceae. The coding region runs from base 1 to 462 and encodes 153 amino acids. The transcript is spliced from 3 exons. The record is from RefSeq and is a predicted model, not a curated record.
AUGCAAAGCAGUGAAGCUCGAUUCGAUGCGGACGGAGAUGCUGUGAUGCAAAACGUUCAGCAACCCGUGUUCGAGUUUGUUCAAGCACCCAGAUUGACAGACUGGAGUCAGGACGCAGUUGUCAGCUGGAAGAAGAGGUGGGAACAAUACGUGAGUAUUGUUCGCCAGCGUUGCACUGAGAGUGGGGAAAGACUGGAAGUUGCUCUGCGUCCGGUCAAGACUUGUGUUGACCCGGAACUGCUCGAAGUACUCUGCCUUUACGAACUCCGGAAGGCUGUCGACGAGGUGACGAGUGAAGAAUUGAUCGACCUCCGAGAGGAUGACAUUGACGCCCGAGUACUUAAAUACUACAAGGACUUCGCUACGCUCUAUAAGGAGAAUGGUCUUACGAAGAUUCUUGGUGUGGGUGAUCCUGCCGAUGGUGGCCGAAGAUGCUUCGAGACGACGUGCGUCGCCACGUAA